AUGUCUUCAGGCGAAGUAUAUACCGCGCCAGCUGGCGAAAGCGCUGGUCAUGUUCCUGCCCCAGUUUCGGGGCUCGAAUUACCUUCUGUGGAUCAGGUAAUCCAAGGCCUGCCCCAAAUAUCUACAUCGUUACCAUCCAGAGAUACGGAGACGAUUGAGUCCGAUGAACAAAAGAAGAUGCUCCUUUCGUUGAAGAGUAUCAUCGAAAAUGCCGAGGGAAUUGCUGAAGCUGGAAGCAGCUUUGAUCUGAAGGAGCUCCACGCAUCCUUGGAGCAAGCAGACGCCGAUGCACGCCGAUGCAAGCGGAAUCUCGAGACUUUGCAGAGCGUUCAUACGACGAUCCAGCGUCUCUGGUCCUGCAAUUCCGGGUAUCUGGCUCAAGCAGCUGAAAUUCUGGCCAACGGAAGUCGUGAUCCAUCAUGGCGCACUCCAUUUGGCCAGUCUGGUAUCUUGACGUUCUUCUUGGAGAUCAUCUCAUCCAAGGAAGAGAUUGAUCCCAAAUUGUUACUCCACUCUUUGCGUCUGGUUGGCAAUUCUUGUGCCGAUACUGAUGAGAACAGGGAGAUUGUCAUUAAAGACAACUACACUUCGGCUAUCAUCAAACACUUCUCGAAUCCGAACUUGACCCAGGUUGCAAUUCCUGUGAUCUACAAUAUCUGCAUGGAUUACGAGCCCGCACACUCUCAAAUGGCUGCCAACAAGACUGCUUAUAUUCUGCUGAAACUGCUCAAAGAUGGUGCCAUGAACGAGAACGAUGCUCUGCUGAGCUUUUCCUACGAUUUGAUUGAGCUGGCUUCUGAACAAGCGCAAGGAGUCGAGGAUUCUCCCAGUGGAACAGUCCUGCUACUCACAGAUCUUGCUCAGGACGAGGGAUUAAGUUUUGAAUUCUUCUCACCCCUGGUCAGCUCUCUCUCCAAGUACCUGGAAAACGAGAGAUUCCAAAACGCCUGCAUUUCAAAUACCUUGGUCGAAAACUUCCUGGCCAUAUUGCGCCGGUCUUUCUCCAUCAAAAUCGACGAAACUUCCGUCGAAGAAACCAAGGCCAUUCUCCAGACACGUCUCAAGAUCAACCAAGCCCUGGCUGAAGUUUCGGCUUCGUCGCUGUUUAUGGAGUACUACCCUCUUGACUCUGCUCUUUCAAAGACAUUGAAGGCCUGGGUUGUUUCUGACGAGGAUCAGCUUCAGAUUUGUGCAUGUGUUAUGCUUGGCAACCUGGCUCGAUCAGACGAAGUCUGUCAAGUGAUGGUGCGAGACCUGAAGAUUCACGAGGAACUCAUCUCUGUUCUUAACAGUGAUGCGCAUGGGGCAGUCCUCCACUCUGCUUUGGGAUUCUUGAAGAAUCUCGCUAUCGCUGGUGACAACCGUGUUAGCCUUGCAGAGGCCGGAAUAAUUCCUGCCGUAUCGCGGUUGUGGGCGUAUGACUCUGUCCCGCAGGUCCAGUUCUCGGCUGCAUCGAUUGCGCGACAGAUUAUUAUUUCUUCCGUUGAGAAUAUUGCUCGUCUGUUGGCACCUCUGUCUCGAGAUCCGAAUUCUCCCGAACAUGGUCGGACAUAUCUCUCUCUGCUUCUGUCUCUAUUUGAGAAAUCAGACUCUGCGCCGAUCCAGACGGAGAUUGGUCGCACUAUUGCUUCUAUUUGCCGGACUAUCAGCCCUAAAGGCCGCGAGGGUGAUGAGCAGGUCGUUUCAAUCUUGGGCAAGCUGUACGAUCUGCAUGAAGGAGUUGCUCGUCCUCUUGGUGCCAUGACUACACAGACCCAAUGGCCUGUUGUUCGAAGUGAAGGAUGGUUUGCUUUGGCUUUGAUGGCGAACACUAAGUCUGGUUGUGUUGCAGUGACCGACUGUCUCCAGAAAGAGGAAGUGAUGGAACUUCUCAAAGCGACACUGAGUGCAGAUCCAUCUAGUAAGAAAGAAUCUGAGGAGCCAAACAGUUCCCAAAUUUCUAAAGAUCGGGAUAACGCUUUUGUCCUUGUACAAGAGUUGUUGAAAAACGAGUCUGGUGCACUUCCUGAAGGUUAUCGGGACACGAUGGAAGAAAUGGUCCGCGAUGCCUCGCAGCGCUUGAAAAUUGCUGCUCAAUAG
Messenger RNA from Penicillium atrosanguineum, 2079 nucleotides. RefSeq lists its product as uncharacterized. The record is from RefSeq and is a predicted model, not a curated record. Gene Ontology annotation, cellular component: cytosol. NCBI's taxonomy places the organism in Eukaryota, Fungi, Ascomycota, Eurotiomycetes, Eurotiales, Aspergillaceae. The transcript has 6 exons. Bases 1 to 2079 code for a protein of 692 amino acids. Gene Ontology annotation, molecular function: guanyl-nucleotide exchange factor activity. Gene Ontology annotation, biological process: positive regulation of GTPase activity.